CGCUUAAUUAAACUAUUGGUCAUAUCUCAUUCUUCAUCACACCAACUGUAAUCGUUUUGGCCUCACUCUCCAACCAACGCCGUCACACUUUCCCAAUUGGAACAACCUUUGAAUCCUAUUCGAUCCUCAUUCUCUUAAACCAUUUCUUCACUACUCUUCUUAUUCUCUCGCUCUCUUUCUAAUCUUUCCAAUUUCAACGUCAAAAACCAAUUCAUUCAUCCUUUCUUCUCAACAACAUCAUGACCGACAAUGAAGAACCGAUGAUCAUACGCGGAAAAAUUUCUGAACUACCGUUUAACAAAUACAAGCGAUGGCAAUGGUGGUUUCUAGUGGCACUCAGCAUAUUUUUUCUUAUUGUAGGACAAUCUGCUGCAGUUAUCCUAGGAAGAUUUUACUAUGACCAAGGUGGAAACAGUACAUGGAUGGCUACUUUAGUCCAAACUAUCGCCUUCCCAGUUUUGUUAAUUCCAUUCUUCGCAAUUCCUUCUUCUCCUUCAGAGGCUUCAACUUCUUAUGUUCCACCUUCCAUCAAAGUCAUUGCUGCCAUAUAUUUUGUUCUAGGAAUCAUGAUUGCUGCUGAUAAUAUGAUGUAUUCGCAAGGACUCUUGUACCUCUCUGCUUCUACCUAUGCACUGAUUUGUGCAUCUCAGUUAGCUUUCAAUGCAGUUUUUUCGUAUUUUCUCAAUUCUCAGAAGUUCACUGCUUUGAUCGUAAAUUCCACAGUUGUUCUCACUUUAUCUUCUUCACUUCUUGCUGUUAAUGAAGACUCGGAUACACCGUCCGGUGUCCCGAAGGGAAAAUACGUUGUUGGUUUCCUUUGUACACUUGGAGCUUCUGCACUUUACUCGCUUUUGCUGUCUCUCAUGCAACUGACCUUUGAGAAGGUUCUUAAAAAGGAAACAUUUUCUGUUGUUUUGGAAAUGCAAAUCUAUACUUCACUUGUUGCCACUUGUGCUUCUACUAUAGGCCUAUUUGCGAGCGGAGAAUGGCAUAGUUUGCACGGAGAAAUGAAGGGUUUUCAGAAAGGAGAACUUGCUUAUGUAAUGACUUUGGUUUGGACAGCAAUAGCAUGGCAGGUUUGUUCUGUUGGUGUGGUUGGCUUAAUUUUUCUAGUGUCUUCUCUAUACUCUAAUGUAAUUAGCACCGUGUCUUUGGCUAUUACUCCUAUUGCUGCUGUUAUAGUUUUUCAUGAUAAGAUGAACGGGGUGAAGAUAAUUUCUAUGCUUAUGGCUCUAUGGGGUUUUGCUUCAUAUAUCUACCAGAAUUAUCUUGAUGAUUUAAAGGCAAGACGUGCACGAGGUGUUGUUCCAAAGCCUCGCGAUGAAUCUUCAUGUUGAGAAUAUUCAAUUUUCGCAAUAUGCAAUAAAAUAACUUCUUUGCUGCAGUAGCUUAGCUUUAGAAUUUAUUUCUUCUUCAGUCCCACAGAAAUAGAGUUAGUAUAUAUAUGAGGUCUUGGUCAUUCUGGAUAUUGAACUGUAUAAUUUAUUAUAUAAAUGAAAAGGUUAAUUGGUGUUUUGUUUCCAAA
Trifolium pratense (red clover) is the source of this 1525-nucleotide messenger RNA. RefSeq names its product probable purine permease 11. Gene Ontology annotation, molecular function: purine nucleoside transmembrane transporter activity. The record is from RefSeq and is a predicted model, not a curated record. Lineage: Eukaryota; Viridiplantae; Streptophyta; Magnoliopsida; Fabales; Fabaceae. The transcript is spliced from 2 exons. Bases 240 to 1337 code for a protein of 365 amino acids. Gene Ontology annotation, cellular component: membrane.